AACAACGUCGAGCAUGCAGUCUCGUACUUUUACGGCAGUAGACAUGACUUUCAUCUUACUCAUAUUCACUUCAAGAUCUACAUGCUGGGAGACUCUGUGCUGAGUACCUACGUAGAUGUCCUUUGAGAGGAGUUUCUGGAAUCAUCCUGCAAGGGUGUGGUUACAGUUUAGACCAAAUAAACUAAAACAAGAGCAUUAUUUCGAGGUUUCAUAUCUAGAUUUUUUUCUUGAAUAGUGCAAGAUUUGUAGGUAACCUAACACUCAAAGUAGUAUAGGUACCUACAGUACCUACAGUAUUAAAUGGCGCCAGUGACCUCAAAUAAAUGAGUGUAAAAUUAUAAAUUACACACUUGAAGAGUGCUAAGUAGUAGCUCCUGCGAAAGGUUUCCAUCACUUGUACGUGUGUGUGCGUGGAAUAUGUAUAGUCUACUCGCAUUCGCAGUGUUAGCUGCGGUGCUGGUGGUGGCUCGGAGCGAGCUGUGCCUGCAGGGCGGCUUCGAGUCGCAGCUGCAGCAGGUGCUGGACGCCUACAUGCUGCGGCCACAGCUGGAGGCCUGCAUCAUCACCACCGUGGCGGACGAUGUCUUGCGCACGCUCAGCCCACGCUGGCAAGGAAUAGAGAUGACCCCAUUCGGGUCCCUGGUGACCGGGCUAGGCACACACUCUAGUGAUCUGGACUUCAGCGUGACCAUGCCCAACUACAACUCGUCGAGAGACGCCGAGUGGGACAUGUUAGACGAGAUCAACGAGCUCGUCAUGCAGCAGCCUGACCUGUAUUCUGAGAUAAACUACUCCACGAAAGCCGAUUUUGCACGUUACUCGUUCAAUCACAGCACGACACACCGAAAAGUUGACCUCAUGUUCAGAAAUGGCGACUCUGGGGUACAGAAUAGCAAACUUAUAAAAUACUAUUUCCAUUUAGAUGACAGGUUUCUACCUUUGGGGGGAAUUCUUAAAUUGGCUUUCAAAAUUCAAGAUCUAACCGGUCGGCUGAUGUUGAAAAAUUAUGCUCUGUACUUGUUGGUGAUAUUUUACUUACAACAAAAGAACAUGGCGCCUGCCGGUUUCGAGUUACAAAGAGACGCGGAGAGUUACUACGUGGGCGAGUGGGACACGGGCUUCGACGAGCUGCCCUACAGCAUCAACAAAACUGAGAGCGUGUUGCAACUGCUGGGGGGCUUCUUCCAGUACUUCAGCCAAUUCGACUUUCAAAAUUAUGUCGUGUCAACUUUUGCCGGACGUCCUAUUCUGAAGGAUGAUUUCAUGAGUAUCGACACCUUUCCUGAAGAAUUUACACUUUAUAAGAAUAAUUCGAAACUUGAUCUGCAACUUAAAAUAAAAAAUAACUUACAGACAAAAGCAAAUAUAUGCAUCCAGGAUACGUAUGCCCAUGAUAUGAACAACGGAGAAUUGAUAACAGUCGAAGAUACUGAGAGGAUUAAGGAGUUUCUGAAGUCAGCUGCUGCGUGGUUCGAAGACCUACCCGCAGACCGGUUCCUCAGCGCCAUACUGAGUAAAGAGCAAGACAGUGACGCACAGAGCAGCGCUGAGCAAAACUGCAUCGAAGUACCGGACUCCGGAGAUACUGCAACAAUAGAUCUCACAUGUUCAAAGUAAAUGUACCUCUAUCUUUGUUAUUGUU
Molecule: messenger RNA, 1642 nt
Organism: Helicoverpa armigera (cotton bollworm)
Lineage: Eukaryota; Metazoa; Arthropoda; Insecta; Lepidoptera; Noctuidae
Product: speckle targeted PIP5K1A-regulated poly(A) polymerase-like
Exons: 3
Coding region: 418-1617 (399 amino acids)
Molecular function (GO): RNA uridylyltransferase activity
Source: RefSeq, a predicted model, not a curated record